Messenger RNA from Exophiala dermatitidis NIH/UT8656, 1806 nucleotides. RefSeq lists its product as uncharacterized. Gene Ontology annotation, biological process: arachidonate metabolic process. The record is from RefSeq and is a predicted model, not a curated record. Lineage: Eukaryota; Fungi; Ascomycota; Eurotiomycetes; Chaetothyriales; Herpotrichiellaceae. The transcript is spliced from 3 exons. Gene Ontology annotation, cellular component: membrane. The coding region runs from base 1 to 1806 and encodes 601 amino acids.
AUGGAGCAGAACAAUUUGCGACGGAAAGACACCACCAGGGGUCCACCACUCCGCAUUCUAUCUCUAGAUGGCGGAGGCGUGCGCGGCUACUCGAUGCUCAUCAUCCUUCAAGAACUCAUGCACCGGGUCUACGUCGAGACCGAAGGCAAACCUCCCAGUCGAGAUGCUACUCCCAAGCCCUGCGACUAUUUCGACCUCAUCGGCGGGACAGGAACGGGCGGACUGAUUGCCAUCAUGCUGGGCCGAUUGCGCAUGGACCUGGAGACAUGUAUGGACGUCUACGUGAAAAUGACAAGAAGAGUGUUCGAGACGGACAAGACUUUUGCUGGUAUUCCCUACAAACAGACCUUGUUCAAGGCUUCGAAACUUGAAGAGGCUAUCAAAGAGUGUGUUCGGGCACACACUGUUUACGAAGACGAGGGCAAUGAUGGGACUGCCACAGGCGGGAGAGAAUUCCAAGAUCUCAGCAGUCCUGUCAGUGCCACCAGCGCUGCCGCCGUGAGAAGGUCCAUGAGCGUGCGGAGCGGAACUUCGGUCUCAAGCGCACCAAACCCGCGGAACUCACUUCUCUCGCCGUCCUUUCCAGCCUGGGGAAACGCCAAUGCCAGCUUGUAUGAUGGACGGGAGAACCGCACAAAGACCGCCGUGACGGCUGUCUACCAGGGCACCAACCCACGAACCGGCUCGUCCGUCCUCCUGCGCAGUUACGACUCGCGAAAAGAACCAGCCCCAGAGUUCAACUGCACGAUAUGGCAGGCCGGCCGGGCCACCUCGGCCGUGGGAUUGGCGUUCAAGCCCAUUCAAAUCGGACACUCUAUUUUCCACGACGAAGGAGCGGGCAAGUACAACCCCGCGCCGCAGCUUUUGGAAGAAGCAACCGUCAACGAAUGGCCAGGACGGGAGGUUGGUGUUUUUAUCAGCAUUGGAACCGGAAAGCGGCCCGAGGGUACUGAUGCCAGACAGCAUGAGUGGUGGGAAGGGUUUCUGGGAGGCAGCAUGGGCGCGUUCGCCGAGGCACGACGGCGACUGAUGGCCAAGAUCGAGGAUUGCGAGCAGAUCCACCAACAGAUGCUCAAGUCCGAGUUGGCCAAGCGCGGAGUGCCGGUCGAGAACUAUUACAGGCUCAACGUCUCGGUCGGGGUGGGCGGCUACGCCAUGAAUGAGUGGCAACACCUCAGCGAAAUGACGACAAAUACGAGAAAAUACAUCCGAGAAGAAAAUAGUCAGAGGAUGCUUGUCGAUGCCGCUGUUAAGAUGGCCAAGAUCGAAUUGAUGAAGAGGCGUCAAGAGCACCGUUUGGAUUCCCACAGUCGUGACUCCAGCUGGUCUUAUCAACAGCAGCAGAACUUUCCGUCGACUCCUCCCGUGGCCCCAGCCCAUCCUGGGGCUGUAGAGCUACCGGCCGAUGACGGGUUUCUACCGACCUCUCCGCAGCAGCUGUACAGAAUGCCGGGGAAUCCACCAUACCCGAACGACAUGCUUGCGCCUGGUCAGGACAAGUUCGCCGUGGCGCCAGGGGAGACCACACCGCCGAGGUCGUCCAGCGAGCUGCCUUAUCGCGGCAAAAACGAACAGACGUCGUACCAACCGCCACCAGUGCCUUCCUCCUAUAACCCCUCGGAGCCACCACCAAGACCACCGAAAACCCCCAUCAAUGAACCUGCGUAUCCUGCUCAUUCUCAACAGCGACAGCAUGUGUCUCCGGCACGAUUGAACGGUGCGCCGAGACCUCCUUAUCCUGAUUAUGACGAUGGACCGCCUCCAAUUGUCAAUAAGCUCAGAAAACCCCAGUAUACACCGAGAUGA